GCAGCUCCCACUGCCACAGCCCCGCCGCAGGUGCCGCCCCCAACACACCGGAUCCCGCCCAAGCUCGUCUGUCUACCGUCGGUCGGUGUGUGCGUGCGCCUCGUCGGUCCGCGUGCGUGUGGCCGAGCGCCCCCUUCCUCUGCGGCCAUGACUCCACCGCCGCCUCCGCCCCCACCCCCGGGCCCAGAUCCCGCAGUAGACUCCGCCACAGACCCCUGCCCAGGGUCCCAGUCGCUGGUCGUUUUGUUCGGGGCCACGGCUGGUGCGCUGGGGCCGGACCUAGGCUCGGACGAGACCGACUUAAUCCUCCUAGUCUGGCAAGUGGUGGAGCCGCGCAGCCGACAGGUGGGGACGCUACACAAGUCGCUAGUUCGCGCUGAGGCAGCUGCCCUGAGUCCACAGUGCCGCGAGGCGAGCGGCCUCAGCGCAGACAGCCUAGCGCGGGCGGAGUCCCUGGACAAGGUGCUGCAGCAGUUCUCACAGCUGGUGAGCAGGGAUGUGGCUCUGCUGGGCGGGGGCCCCUGCGUGCUCUGCACUGAUGGGCAGCAGCUGUUGCGACAGGUUCUGCACCCUGAGGCCUCCAGGAAGAACCUGGUGCUCCCAGACACCUUCUUCUCCUUCUACGACCUCCGCAGAGAGUUUCAUAUGCAGCAUCCAAGCGCUUGCCCCGCCAGAGACCUCACAGUGGGAACCAUGGCACAGGACUUGGGACUAGAAACAGAUGCAACAGAAGAUGACUUUGGGGUCUGGGAGGUGAAGACCAUGGUAGCUGUUAUUCUCCACCUACUUGAAGGGCCCAAUGGUCAGUUGUUUUCGAAGCCAGAGGUGGUAAAGCAGAAAUAUGAAACGGGGCCUUGCAGCAAGGCUGAUGUGGUGGACAAUGAGACUGUAGUACGGGCCCGUGGGUUGCCCUGGCAGUCAUCAGACCAGGAUGUGGCUCGAUUCUUCAAAGGGCUCAACAUUGCCAGGGGUGGUGUAGCGCUCUGUCUCAACGCCCAGGGCCGCAGAAAUGGCGAGGCUCUCAUCCGAUUCGUGGACAGCGAGCAGCGGGACCUAGCGCUGCAGAGACACAAGCACCACAUGGGUGUCCGCUAUAUUGAGGUAUAUAAAGCCACAGGGGAGGAAUUCGUAAAGAUCGCAGGGGGCACAUCACUAGAGGUGGCCCGCUUCCUGUCCCAGGAAGACCAGGUGAUCCUGAGGCUACGCGGACUCCCUUUUUCAGCCGGGCCAACAGAUGUCCUAGGCUUCCUGGGGCCAGAGUGCCCAGUGACUGGGGGUGCUGAUGGGCUACUCUUUGUGCGCCACCCUGAUGGCAGGCCGACUGGAGAUGCCUUUGCUCUCUUUGCCUGUGAGGAACAGGCACAGGCUGCUCUGCGCAGGCACAAAGGCAUGCUGGGUAAGCGAUACAUCGAACUCUUCAGGAGCACUGCCGCUGAGGUUCAGCAGGUCCUAAACCGCUAUGCAACCAGUCCACUCCUUCCCACACUGACUGCUCCACUGCUGCCCAUUCCCUUUCCACUGGCAGGAGGGACCGGAAGGGACUGUGUACGCCUCCGAGGCCUGCCCUACACAGCCACCAUUGAAGACAUUUUGAGUUUUCUAGGAGAGGCAGCAGCUGACAUUCGGCCUCACGGUGUGCAUAUGGUGCUCAACCAGCAGGGCCGGCCGUCUGGUGAUGCCUUCAUCCAGAUGAUGUCAUCGGAGCGUGCUCUGGCGGCUGCCCAGCGUUGCCACAAGAAGGUGAUGAAAGAACGCUACGUGGAAGUAGUCCCUUGUUCCACAGAGGAGAUGAGUCGUGUGCUGAUGGGGGGUUCCUUGAGCCGCAGCGGCAUGUCCCCUCCACCCUGCAAACUGCCCUGCCUCUCACCACCUACCUACGCCACCUUCCAAGCCACCCCAGCCCUCAUUCCCACAGAGACAACAGCACUGUAUCCUUCAUCUGCACUGCUUCCAGCUGCCAGGGUACCUGCUGUCCCUGCUCCUCUUGCCUACUACCCAGGGCCGGCCACUCAACUGUACAUGAACUACACAGCCUACUACCCCAGCCCCCCAGUUUCUCCCACUACUGUGGGCUACCUCACCACACCUCCUACUGCCUUGGCCUCUACUCCCACUUCAAUGUUGUCACAGCCAGGAGCCCUGGUCCGAAUGCAGGGGGUCCCAUAUACGGCUGGUAUGAAGGAUCUCCUCAGUGUUUUCCAAGCCUACCAGCUGGCCCCUGAUGACUACACCACUCUGAUGCCUGUUGGUGACCCGCCUCGCACUGUGUUACAAGCCCCCAAGGAGUGGGUGUGUUUGUAGAAGAGAAAACCAGGAAGCAGAGUGAGUGAGCUGAUGUCCCCAGCUAACAUGCCUUUCCUGAGUCCAGAGCGCCCUUGAUCCAGCGGCUUCUUUCUGGCUUGUCAAAGCUCUCAAAGGCACCAGGAAAAAAUCAAGCUCAGCACCAUUCUCCUUCCUCCCAUAUACCCUUGUUUCUCUGCCUGCUUACCCUAAAGAUGAUGGCCACCUUACAGGCAGGACUGGGGUUGUGAUGGUGUGACACCCAGGAAGCCUUUGAUCCGGUUGAAGGGUGCACAGCAGGCCUGUGUGGGUAUUUGUGACUCGGGAGAAUCAGCAGGUCCACCUGAGCCUGAGACCCCAAUGCUCUACUCUUCCUAUCCUUCUGAGAGGCAGGACAGCAGUGAGUCAGCACCCACCCUCAGGAUACCUGGACUUCAGAAACAAAGCGCCAGAGAUGGCCUUAAAUAAGCCCUCUCCAACCAGAACCAAGGAGCUUCGGAUGGCAAAAUCACCAGCUGGAUGUGAUGGUUCAUGUCUGUAACCCAGCACUCAGGAGACAGGGAGGAAGACUCUUUUAAGUCCAAAUCUAGUUUGGUCUACACAAUCAAUUUUAAUCCAGUCAAGGCUGUAUACCCCCCUACCACAAACACCCCCCAACCCCACCCCCAGUUAUUCUAAAUUGUGCUGCUGCAAUAUCCCCAGAGAACACCAGAGGGCAAGUAGCACUUGUAAACUCAGGUUGAUUCUAAAGGGGACUCUGUCAAGGUUUUCUUGGUGACACCUUGAAAGACCAGUUGUCUAGACCUCAGCAAACACCGUGGCAUGUCCUUUGCAUCCAUUAAAGGAUGCAGAACUCAUCCUAGAAGGAAUUUUGAACUCUUUCUUCUUUGUAAAGUAAAUGAAAAUUCCUGAUGAAGCAGACUUUUAACAAGUCACAGGGCUCUGGCCCGAAGGGUUCCACGCCAGCCCCAUUGGAGAGAAACUGAGAUUUCAAGGACACCGCUGAUCGUCGCUGUUUAUUAUUUCAGCACUGUAACUGAGGAGGAGCCUGAACUGCUGGCUCGUCUUCCCUUUGUAUUUGUGUAAGGAGCACUGCACUCCUAUAAAAGAUUUUAAAAUACAAAAUGUACAAGAAAACACAA
Messenger RNA from Arvicola amphibius (Eurasian water vole), 3422 nucleotides. It is a transcript of the gene Esrp2, whose product is annotated as epithelial splicing regulatory protein 2. Bases 148 to 2301 code for a protein of 717 amino acids. NCBI's taxonomy places the organism in Eukaryota, Metazoa, Chordata, Mammalia, Rodentia, Cricetidae. Gene Ontology annotation, molecular function: RNA binding. Gene Ontology annotation, cellular component: ribonucleoprotein complex. The transcript is spliced from 15 exons. The record is from RefSeq and is a predicted model, not a curated record.